Molecule: messenger RNA, 11830 nt
Organism: Scatophagus argus
Lineage: Eukaryota; Metazoa; Chordata; Actinopteri; Scatophagidae
Gene: mtcl2
Product: suppressor of glucose, autophagy associated 1
Exons: 24
Coding region: 401-6145 (1914 amino acids)
Biological process (GO): regulation of autophagy
Source: RefSeq, a predicted model, not a curated record
GUGGAGAGAGAGGGAGAGAGGGUAGACCAUUACCAUAUUCACCACACUGCCUCUCAGUUCCUCAACCACGACACACUACCCUGAGCAGGAACCGGCUAGUUAAUGCCAUCAAGACAGAUAUCCUGAAGAGAGGAGGGGAGGAUCCAUCAGAACAAAGCGGAAUCGUUUACACAUUGCCUACACACACACACACGGUGGGAAAAGGAAUUAAAUUUUGCUUUCAUUGGACUCUGCUUCCUGCUUCUUGUUGCACUGCAAGAGCUCUCAUUGUGGCACAAGUGAGGAUCCCCUCCUUUUGUGUCGCCCUGCAGUUGUUUAUUCACACUGCAACUUCUGCCUCCUGUUUCCACAAAUAGGAGGUUUCAUUUCUGGUUUUCUCGUUUCGGCCUAAACGGAAUGAAUGACAAAAACAAAGGAGGUUGAUGUCCAUAACUCUCCGACUCACCUCUUCUUCGCCUCGCCCAAGGAACGGAGACUCCAUCUCCGGCAGAAGAUGGAAAGCGGAGGCGGGACGGAGUGCUCGGACAGCGGGCAGACGCAGCACGCGGUGCCCGGGCAGCAGAGCCCCCGGCCCGAAACCACGGAGCUCUCUGCGUCGCUGUCCGCUCAGCCUCCGGGCGAAAAGAAGAAGAUAAACCGGGCUCCGUCCCCGGCCAGACCGAAGGAUGUACCCGGGUGGUCACUCACAAAGAUCCGCGGAGGGAUUGGGACCCCGACCCUGAGCGUCAAGCCGGGAGCCAUUCACCUGGGCAGCCGCAUUUCGAGGCGCAGCCCUGUGGGAAAUCUUGCAGGAAAGGACGGUAAAGCAGAGAAGAGCAGUGGUGGCAAACCGGCGUGCAAAUCUUUCUCCUCUGCUGGGUUGGCCAAGACCUCUGCGGCUAAGGCGGCCAAAAGCACCGGAGGGCGGAGGAAGGUGUCGGACGCCAGCAUCGGAUCAGACGAUUUAUCCAAGGACUCUGGUUGCGCCACCGGGAAGCUCUCCCCAACUGACAGUAGCUCCGAGCUGUCGGACUGCGCCUCCGAGGAAAACAAGCUCUCCACGGACGCCGUGAGCAGCGACGCCGAGUCGAGGAGCAGUCGGGGCGGUGGACCGGACGGAGACAAGCCGCACAGGGACAGCGCGUUGGCGGAUAGAGCUAGCCAGCAAACCGCCGCCAAGACCAACUGCUCCUCCGCGGAGAAGGACUGCAAAGACCGGCUCUCACUGGGCAUGGAGACCGGGGAAGGGAGCAUAUCUCCCGGCGAGGAGCGCUCUGUCACCUCGUUUGACAGCAGGAUGCCUGCCAGCACAUCCCUGGCUUUCUCAGACCUUACAGAGGAGUACAUGGACGGCAUGCAUGAGGAGUUUGUCCGAGAAAUAGAAGAGCUGAGAUCUGAGAAUGACUACCUCAAGGAUGAGAUGGAGGAGCUGAGGUCUGAGAUGCUGGAGAUGAGAGACAUGUACAUGGAGGAAGACGUGUACCAGCUGCAGGAACUACGGCAACAGCUGGAGCAGGCAAAUAAGACCUGCCGCAUCCUGCAGUACCGGCUGAGGAAGGCAGAGCGGCGCUCUAUCCGUGUGGCCCAAACAGGGCAUGUGGAUGGAGAACUGAUUCGAACGCUGGAGCAAGACGUCAAAGUGGCGAAGGAUGUGUCGAUUCGUCUCCACAGCCAGCUGGACAGCGUGGAAAAGAAGAGGAGUCGUCUCGAGCAAGAGAACGAGGAGCUUAGGGUCCGACUGCAGGACCUGGAGGUCGCCAAACAGGUCCUACAGCAGGAGAUUGACAAGAACACCCAGAAGAAAAGAGGAGCACGGCCCAAUAACAAACCUGACAAGAAGCUUGCUCCACAGGAGGACAGUUCAGACCUGAAGUGCCAGCUCCACUUUGCCAAAGAGGAAUCAGCCCUGAUGUGCAAGAAGCUGACCAAGCUGGUGAAAGACAGUGAGGCCAUGAAGGAAGAGCUGGCCAAGUACAGGUCGAUGUACGGAGAUGUCAAUGCUUCACUCACCGUGGAGGAGGUUGCUGAUUCCCCUCACACCCGCGAGGCUGAGAUCAGAGUCCACCUGAAGCUGGUGGAGGAGGAGGCCAACCUGCUUAGUAGACGUAUUGUGGAGCUGGAGGUGGAGAACAGGGGGCUCCGAGCUGAGAUGGACGACAUGAAGGGACCACAAGAUGGUCCUCAAGAACUUAGUGGUGUUGGUGGCCUCGGGGCAGGUCUUGGUCUAGGAGGAGGAGCCAUGGUACUUGGGGGAGGGGCUUCAUCUGAAAAUGUCAUGGAGCUCCAAAGACACCUCCAGUUUGUGGAGGAGGAGGCAGAGCUACUUAGGAGAUCUCUAAUCGAGAUGGAGGAACAGAACAAACUCCUGAUGAACGAGAUCAACCGGUACAAAUCUGAACUCCCACCGCCAACGUCCACGCUGUCAUCCAAUUCAUUAACGUCGCUGACCGACGGGCUGCUCAACGACAGCCCAGUGCACUCCAUACAGGAAGGGGCGGUGCUCAUCAGCACAGACGCCCCAGCCCAGGAGGAGGAGCUCAGACUGGCGAGGCUUCAGAUCGGAGAACUCAGUGGGAAGGUGAAGAAGCUGCAGUAUGAGAACCGAGUGCUGCUGUCCAACUUGCAGCGCUGUGAUCUCGCAUCCUACCACGCUCCUUCCUCCUCCUCUUCCUCCCCACUACGACUGGCUCUGGAGACUGAUGCUGAGGCCGGAGACUCAGCUGAGUGCCUUCCCACCAGCCCGCCUCACCGCAAAGAGCCAGUAGGGGGUGAGAACGAUGCACUCGAGAUCAAAGAACGGAAAAGGAAGAUCGAGGACGUGGCUGACACAACAACCUCACUCUCUGGGUGCCUGGGGCAGAAGGACCAUGAUGCCUUGCUGGCCAUGAGGGACCAGGCUCGCUUGGUUUCCACGGCAAUACAGCUCCUGACCUCCCCUGAGUCUAACUGCCUCUCCACGUCCCCAUCCAUCUACCACAAGGUCUGCAGCAACGAGGCAGCAGAGCCAUGUGACCUGGACAAACCUCAGCCUCACAGUCAGAUUUCAGAGCUGUCUGACCUGGCAGACCGGCCUCUAGUCGGUGCUCUGACCAGCAGGCUGCAGGCCCUACAUACACAGCUGCAGGCCUUUGUGGAGCAGGUCGACAACCUGGGUAGACCCCCAGCAGGUGGGAUGGACCCUCAAGUGGAAGGAGAGUCUCCUCUGGCCUCACCUUGUGCCUCCCUCCCUUGUUCGGGAGAUAGCCACAAUGGACUGAACACUGCUGAGGAGAAGCAGCCUGAUUAUAGAGACCAAUCAGAGCCGGAGGUGAAAAGUCAAACAGAGGAGAACAGCCAAUCAGACAUCAGUGAGAUUCACAAGCAGGAAAACAGCCAACUGGAACAGGAAGAAAAGGAGGCAGAUGCACUGUCCGUCCAGUCCAAUGACCUCCAGGCUAGGUUGUCUGAUGUAGAGGAGUCGGCCUUCGGACCUCUAGAGGAGCUGGAGAAGGAGAGGCAUGCACAGAGAGAAGCCUCUCUCAAACUCACGCAACUGCAGGAAGAGCAUCAGAAGGCUCUGCUCCGUCGAGACUUCCAGCUGCAGAGUUUGGGUCUCCAGGCUCGACUCCAGCAGAAGCUGUGGAGUCAGGAGAGGACUCUGCUGGUCCAGGAGUCUCAGCACCUCAAACAGGCCCUGUUACUGCUCAGCCUCAAACUGCGCUGCUUCCUCAAACAGUGGAGGCUGGGAUGCAAGGACGGCGAGUGGAAAGACAUCCUAGAGAUGAACAGCCUGAAGGACCUCUACCUGCUGUUGGAGGAGGAUAACCUGACUAGCUCCGCCCACCAGACUGACAAGAAGCCUGCUGCAGACGAACAACCGCUCAGCCCAACUAUCAAGUCAAGCGCUGUGAGCAGCACGUUGGCAGACCUGAAGGUGGUGCUGCAGGAUCUGAGCGGAGAGUUGCGACAGGAGAGACAAGGCUCCCAGGAACUCACCCAGCAGUUCGCAAAGGCCAAGGCAUCAUGGGAAGUAGAGAGGACCGAGUUAAAGAGCCUCAUCACGCAGCUUGAGACCAAAACAGUCAAAUCAACAGCUGCUCUGUCUGCAACUGAUGCACUGGAACCUCCAGACCUGAAGGUGGCACUGAGGAGGGAGCGUGAAGAACACCAACACCUCCUGGCUGAGUCCUAUGCAGCUGUGAUGGACCUAACUAAACAGCUUCAGAUCGGAGAGAGGAAUUGGGGCAGAGAAAAGCUGGAGCUGCUGGAGAGGUUUAGCCAGGAGAGAGCUCAGUGGGAGCAGAGACUGAGAGAGGCCACUGCACAACAGGGAAAGACAAAGUCAUUAGGUGGCGAGUCCUCUGCAGACACAGUCAUCACUAAUGGCACAGUUUCACCAAGAACCAAAUCCACAUCAGACCUGGAUGGCCCAGAAGUCAACGGAUCAGCCAAUCAGAUGGAGGCGAUUCAGUUGGGAGUCCGACCUCUUUUGAGUCACACAGAGCUGGGUGACCUAACCAGGAAGAAUUGGACCUGUCUGACCAAUGAGACCCCAGAGGUUGGGGACAUUUGUAAAACCUGGGACGGACCCAGUGUCUCCUCCACCAACUUAGGGGGAUUGGAGCUGGAUCUGGAGUGUGUCCAGAGAAGCCACACUGCCCCAGACCGCACCGGCAUCCGGAUCUACUACAGCCCUCCUGCUGUCCGACGUAUGGAGCACCGGAGAAGGAACCAGGAGGCCAAAGAGCCACAGAAGGCCCAGAACGGGAGCUCUUCCCUGGGACUGAGUGGCUCAGACGUAGGUGUGGCUGUUCAGCAGACUCCAUCCUCUUUUUCGUCCUCGUAUGAGCAAUGGCUGAGUUCACUGUCCAAGCAGCACAGGGAGCUGCUGGAAAGCAGAAGUGGAUGCAUCACCGGCUCAAUCCCAAGUAUUGUCAACAAAGGCAUGGGUGGUUCGGCUAACAGUUUGGUUGAUGGGAUGGCGCCCCCGUCAGCUUUCCACGGCCUCGAGAUCGGGGAGAUUUCAGCCAACUUAAGUGAUGAUAUGAAAGAGAUGACCAAUUGUGUCCGCCAAGCCAUACGCUCUUCCUCUCUGGAGAGGAAAUCCACCAAGGAUCCUGGGAGUCAGUCCAUCAGCAUGUCCACCAGGUCCACGCAGACUGCUUCGCAGUGUGUCAGCAUCGGUCUUCAAACAGACACUCUUCCCAGUGGCAGGGGAACAGGGUUACACUCCAAAGCCUGGUCUCCUCGCCCCUCGUCAACAACCACCUCCUCACUAGCGUCGGCCCGAACCCGGCAGAUAUCAACCUCACUCGAUAAAGUUCACAGCCGCAUCGAGAGGCCAUGCUGUUCACCCAAAUAUGGAUCACCUAAACUACAACGCAGAGUGUCCUCUGGCUCCACUUCCAGACUGGAUGGGACUUCCUCCUCCAGGGACCGGAGCCUGUGGAGCCUCCAGCAAAGAUCCAUCGGUGGAGGGGGAGGCUCAGCCUGGGCUCGCUCCACCACCACCAGGGACAGCCCUGUCCUGAGCGGCCUCACUGACGGCCUCUCCAGCCUUUUCAGCGUGGUGGAACACUCUGGUAGCACAGAGUCACUCUGGAGAGGUGACGGAGGAGCCAGCCAGGGUGCCAGUCCAGCACGGCAGCCUCCUGCUGCAGGUAAACCCUCUGGUGUGUGUGGAUCUGACCCCGGCUCUCAGCGGUACGGCGGCCUGGUCCAGGAGUUCUUCAGGAACGUCUGCACCAGCCGUCCUCAGGGAGGAGUCACCCUGCCUGGGGAGAGAGCACAAAGAGACUCCCUCGGAUGUCUGAGUCCCUUGGGGGGUUUUGGCAAUGUGGAUGAGCCCAAACCAGAGUGUGUGUCCGCAGGGGUUGGAGGACAUGGUGUGCUGGCUGGAUUGGGUGGAGGCAACGACAGUGUGACCAAGAUUGUCAAUAAGAGGUUUAUGAGACAGACGGCUGGGGAGGAGAUGGUCAGUAUCAUGGGAGGAGGGAAAGAAACAAUCAGCAACGCGGGAGCGGCAGGAUCUGGGCUGGAGGAUACGACUUGUGACUGUGCGGCCCAGGCUUCCUGCUUUGCCCGAUCAAGAACAACAACAACUCGCCAUGCACUCAGCCAGUGCAAACACCGCCCACACGAGUCUCUGGCGGCAACCGAGGAGAAAGGGGACAUCUCCAAUGAGUGACAACACUUCUACUGCCACAUCCAACACACACACACAUGCACACAAAGCAAUACAGAUUCUUCACAAACACUGUACUCCCUACUCCACUGCCUUUCUUACACCUCUCACACCAAAUGUACAUACACAUCUACAACCUGCCACACAGGCACACUGCCAAACAUAACAAACACACACACACACACACACACUGCUCUGCUAGCACACUGCACAGACUGCCCCACAAAACUCCUGCCACAUGCACAUAUUCAUAAAUGCACACACAAACACACACACACACACACACACAAAACAGGCAAUAUUCCAUGUUUUGGACUGCACCAUUCUGAUGCCAAGGACAGGGAGGACUGAAACUCCAACCAAGCAACAAAUCCAACCAUUGCAAAACUACCAGCAGGACAUAAAACACAAACACACACAUCUUCUCACCCACUUAGAUAAACAAUAGCAACUAUGAACUGAAGAAAAACUAACAAGUAAAACCAUGAUGUCAGGACUGGACCUAGAACUCCAUCCCUGCCCCACCCCUCAUUUUACAGAAUAGUAUGUACUACACCUGGUCAGUUUUGGACUAGAAAAUCCACUUUGAUGGCAUCAUCUUAUCACCAUGCUGCUGGACCAGCAGCCAUGUUGGAUAAACAAGGAAAAAGAAAGGCCCAGUUUGAAUAUGCAUUGAAGGUGCAUGUGUUUCUUUGCAAGUGCAGUAUAAAACUGGAGCAGAGCUGGAAAGAUCUUCUACAUUGUGUUAGUAACUCUGAGACCACCACAGAGGAAUUCAGAUGACUUCUCUCUGAGCUUUGCCAGAUACACACACGUGCAGUGCUGGUAAAUGCAAUGUCUCCUUGAUAGAUCAGCACAAUAACAUUUCAGCGAGUGUCUCUAACGAGGAUAUGACAAAUGCAAAAUCUUGACGACACAUCUGCUUCAAGUGCAGACUUGUCUUCAUUGUUUCUCCUGCCACAGUAAAAUGCAAAAGGAAGAAUUCAAGGACAACUAGACUACAUACCCCAGCAUGACCGGACUUUGAAUAUUGAUGUUUGGACUUGUCAGCUCUAUAAAUGAGACCAUAAAACUGAUCUGAGUGGACGUCCUACCAUUGUCUUUCAGUAGCCCAAACAAUAAAAAGCUCUUCGAUUUUCAGCCGUGUUCCCACAUGGAUUUCCGCCCCAAAUACGGAGAUGUUUUGUGGUUUUGGAGUCAUGGCUUAAACCUUGUAGAUGUGAGAAAACCUUCUUCAAAAGACUGCAGUUUUUGUUUGAACCUGUUAGAGCAGGCAGAAAGUGCCCAUUAGUUUUAUGUUUAUUUCUUCACUGGUGUCAAGAUUCAUCCUUUAAGCUUUGGUGAUCUGAUGAAGAUAUGCGGUAUACAGUCAUACAGCACAUCAUCCUGAAACCAUCCUGAAAACUUUAGUUGGUUAUGCUGAUUUCAGAUCCAUUUCUGAUUGACUGCAAGGUUAACCUAAAAGCUAAUCUGCAGAUUUCACUUGGCAUUGGAUAGAGAUACACAGAUGUCACCACGUUCACUUGUUUUACCUCGACCACUAGUUUGAGGUUAUGCUGCAGGAAAAAGUACAGAAAACUGAGGUGGUUUGAAUUUUCAUGUCACUUGAUUUAGAAUCCUAUUUACGGAAUUAAGGAAUGUUUUAAUGACUAUAAUGAUAUGGACCUGAUACUCAUCAGCUUUUUCAGUACAUCCCCUAUCCCCUACGGCAUCAGAUAUGUGUGUCCACAUUCGAAAUGACCAGAAACGCUCGCUAACUCUAAACUGUGCCCAAGGAGAUUUCAGCCAACACAUUCCUUCUUUUUUUUUGAAGUUUUUCCCUGAUGUGUACUGUAUGUGUGUGAAGGGAACAGUUUUAAAAUACUCGCCUUGUACUCUUCCUUCCUCUCUGCUCUUCUCUUGCACACAGCCGUCCUUGUGAUGUAGUACUACUCAGACGGUGUGGCUACUGUAUGAACCCUGUAUGCGUUUUGAAGAUGUAGCAUUAUAGCGUAAUUGAUGGCGAACAAAUUGAUUGGUAAACAACAAGCAUAGAGCUGUGGCUGUCCAUCUGCAGUCAGAGAAGUUAAAGCACCGACAGCUUUUACUUUAUGAGAAAUUCAUUCAUGAUUUUUUUUUUUCAAUUUCUUGAUUCAAUUUCAACUUAAAUCAAGCCAUUUCAUUAAAUUAAAAAUGUGUGUAAAUUAAACAUGUCUUUACGUAGGAUGUCUACACAGCUGAGAGAAGUAAAAGACUUCAAUUUUUACAUGCACUGAAAAUGUAAGAAAAAUACUGUACACAAUCAUAUUAAGAAGAUUCAGAAGAUUUUUAUUCCAUUUCUUCUUUCCAUUUCUUUCUCCUCUUUUUUUGUUAGCCAGGUUGUUUUCUUUCAAAUCAAUCAACAGAUAUUCAAAGUGCCUGUCAGAUCUCCUGGUAGUCAGCUCACACCAAAACUGGACUCAUGAAAACACAACACAAACCCAACAGGCCUUUUUUUAAAUGGGUAACAUUGUUUUUAUGUGCAUAACUUUGAUCAGGCUGUACUGAAGCUACAAUAAUGUACUGUGCCAGAGUGCAGUAAGGACAUAGUGGUUUACAGGUAUAGUAGGAUAAAAUGUAGACUAUAGAUUAACUUUUUUUAUGCCAAGGGUUAUUGUAUUUCUGGAAAGUAAAUUAUUUUUGUUUGUUUUAUAUGGGUAUUUUUGCUGAUAUGUUAGCUGAUUGUUUUUGUUCUUUCUAUUUAGUUAUUAUGGUGCUACUUAGUGUAAAGUGUGCUGUGGGCUUACCUCCUUUAACAAGGUCAUCUAGCUAUCCAAAUAUGUCUCUUCCUCUGUUUUUGUAUGAGCAGUUGAGCAUUUCUCCAUGUCUGCACACCACUGCAUGACUCAGCAGUUUAAAAUAGGGCAUUACAGUAACAGUGCAUGUAUUUAAAUAACACAGUGAAGAAAACCCACAGUCUGAACGCUUGCUGUCUGUCUCCACACCAGCCCUCAAUGCUGGUAGACAACCAACCAUCUGGAACCCAUCACCACUUCAAAAGCUACUGAUCUGAUUGCCACAGGAAUAGGCCUUUUUUUGACAGCAAUUAUACAACAGGUAUACACGCUACUUUAAUUAGUUAAAAACCACAGAAAUUGUAUAACCUUACUGAAGAGCUUCCAAAAAAGCACAGCUAUUAAGGUCGAGUAGACAUCCCUUCUUUUCUACAUUCCAUCACAUUUCUAUCCUUAAAAGCUAUAAAGCUAUAUGGUUACACCACACAGUCAGAAACCACUGGAAUAAUACAGAUUAUUUUAAAAACAACAGAAAUGAGAAAUGCAGACAAGAGAUUAUUCUGGUGUUUUUAUUCUGUUGGUACUGUACUGGUGCAGAUAAGGAAGACUGCUUAACAAGUGAUACCAAGACACAGUGAACUGUCUUUAGCUUCUUGAGUUUGAGCUAACAUUUUCACUUAGCAAUGCAGCUCUUGACCUGUGUGUCAGUUUUUCCUUGUUGGAAGGUCCGGCACAUUUUAUAAAAUCUAAUAUACACAUCAGCGACCACAGCCACUCCACAUCCAGUCUAGGAGGGCUCACUUUAGAAAGGCAGGAAAUGCAGCAUACCAACUCACUAAAGUUACCACCACAUAACCACAGUCCAGAAAUAUCUCAGUUGUCCCACGGUGUCUCCCUCCACACAGCAGGAUGAAUACUGUUAUGUUACAAAGGAAACUUUAUUAUACCCUCAUAUUAGGUUAGGCAUCAUUUCUGAUUUGUGGAUACACUAAACCACAGAAUCUGUCAUAACAAGCCAUAGAUCUUUCCAUUGCAUUUGAAAUUCAAACAUGUAGUCAUGUUUUAAAAACUGUAAUAAUCAGACACAAAGUAAAAGCACAAACCUGGAACAAAUCUACUUUUAACAAAAAAGACUUCAAAGUUGUUGAAAGGAAUCAGUGAUUUUUUUUUCAUUUCAUAAUCCAGAUGUUUGAGUGCAACCACUUUAAUCAGUGAGAAAUUCAGUGAUUUUAAUUUAGAUUUUUUUCAAAAGCCCAACUCCAUGGCCCAAACAAAAAAUCAUGAUUGUGAGAAAGUUUGCCAGAUUUUGUUCUACCUCUUUACACUUUUUACACCAUGACACACUGAGAUACAGCACUAAUAACACAACAUAAGAUUAGUGUAUCUUUAAUGUUAUUGUGCAUCAAUCUUCUGAAGAUAUUUGAUGCCUGUAUACCAGGGCCUUACUCCUACUGUCAUUUAGUCUUGCUGUCAAUGAGAAAGUCACUUUGUGCCUUUCCUCUACAAAGAUGUCUUGGUUUAAUCAAAACUUUUAUUUUUCUGCAAACAGUGGGCUCCAACUACGUACAAGCUGUAUGACGAUGCCAAAAUCCAGAUUAGUCACAUCUGGAGUUAAGAUUAAAUGUCUUCAUUUGUUGUCUUGUAGUCAGUUUAGACUUAUUUGUGUUUACAGUAAUCUUCAGUGGUUGCUCUACUACGUACAAUGAGACGGAAAAUACGUGUUACAAGCCAAUGAGGGAUCUUAGUGUCAAGGUUUCAAGAGUAGAAUAUGCCUUAGAAAUUAGCUUUUUCUUUACUGUUGUCUGACCAGACCUCCAGAUGGUUGAAAAUUCGGACCAAGGUUCCUUUUUGGUAAAUGUUUUGUGUUGUAAAAUACGAAGUAUUGUGUCAUGUUUUUAAAUGAUUUCAACUCGUAAAAUAAAUAAUUUGUAUUACUUUAAAAAACAUAGCUAAUAAUAGUUAUUUAAUAAUGAUCACAAACAUUCAAUGUGACAUGGCUGGAAAUAUGUCUCACAGCUGAUAUUGAUAUUUAUUGCAACCUGGACUUUUAUUCCUUUUUUUUUCUUUUUUGCAUUUAGUCUACCAUAAAAAUCUGAAAUGGUGCAGUCUAAUAGACUGAAACCUCUCUUUGACUCUGAUGUUGUCCGUCAGUUCUGUUUCUGCCUCUUUCCAUUCACCUAUCAGGCGUUACAUUUGCUCCGCCCCCCCCUCAGGUUAUAAGUACUAGGCUUUGCAGCCAAUGACAGACAGUUUUACAGGUCACAUGGUAUCACCAGCAUGACACAAACCAUGAGUCUCAUUGCUCCCUGUGUGUCUGUAAGCCUGUUAUAAAAGCUACAUGAGUCUCUCUUUCCAGCCUUUUUAACUUGUUUCUAUUCAUGAUUAUUAUAUCCUGGCAAUAUGUAUAUGAAUUGUAAGCUGUUCAUAAUGUUAGCUAUCUAUUAUCUAGAGGCUGCCUGUACAUUUGCUUCAUCUAACCUACUCUUGUCUUUUCUUAGUAAUGCUUGAUUCUUGAAUAAAAGGAGAAUGCAAUGAAAGACAGAAAAUAUGAGUAAACAGUAAGGAAAUCUGUCCCCUUGUAUUGCGACUUGAAAAGAAAGGAAAAUUUUGUAUUCUCUUUGUCCUUUGGCUUCUUUGAGAAAAGCUGAAUGUCAGCAGCUGAUCUGAACCGGGUCGCUGUGGAAGUAUGUAGCUCUCUCUCUGUUCGUGGCCCACACUUGAGCAUUUUUUUCUGUACAUAGGUGCAUUUUGAAGCUGAUGAAACACAACAACAAAAACAAGGCAGCAAACAUUGAAUGAGUAAAAUGAGAAAUUUGAUCCUGAUGGAUUUUUAAAGGGUUGGGUUUCUUUUUUGUUUUUCCGACCAAUGUAGCUUGUAUAAUGAUAUAACUGCCUCCUGUUUGUCAUAGAAUUCACAAAUAAAUGUUGGAAUUUA